UCUCUCUCUCUCUCUCUCUCUCUCUCUCUCUCUCUCUCUCUCUCUCUCUCCUGUCUUCUUUCUUCCCUUCAGCGUCACCUGUAAGCAUCAGCACAAAUCCACCAUUGUUCUUUUGAGUCAAUAUCUCUUACCUUUCUCCAUCUUUCGAUUUACAUCUCCCUGAAGCUGGUGAGUAACAUCUUGUUAUUCGUUAUUCGUUAUUCGAGUGAAUCGAAUAAUCCUCCUCCCCCUUGCGUUACGGUUAUUAAAUGGGUAAGCGUUUUGGAGAUCGUAGAUCAGAUUCAUUACAUUCGUCGUAGAUCUGAAUAUAUAUGAUCAUCAACGACCUCCAAUUUUGAUUACUAAUCAUGUCGAGUCACCAUGGGGUGGAGCACGUUGGUUUACCCACGCAAAUGAAAUCGAAACAGGGCUCCUUCAAGAAACCCCCCGGACCCGUUUCCAUGGAUCACGUUCUUCUAGCACUCCGCGAGACGAGGGAGGAGCGCGAUUUGCGAAUCCGCAGCCUAUUCAGUUUCUUCGAUUCCGAGAAUGCUGGCUACUUGGAUUGCGCUCAGAUCGAGAAAGGGCUGGUCGCGCUUCAAAUCCCUAGCGGCUACAAGUACGCCAAGGAGCUGUUUAGGGUUUGUGAUGCCAAUCGAGACGGGCGUGUGGAUUACCACGAGUUUCGUAGGUACAUGGAUGAUAAGGAACUCGAGCUGUAUAGAAUUUUUCAAGCUAUUGAUGUUGAGCACAAUGGUUGCAUCUCUCCCGAGGGUCUCUGGGAUUCACUCGUUAAGGCCGGAAUUGAGAUAAAUGACGAGGAGCUCGCGCGCUUUGUGGAGCACGUUGACAAGGACAACGAUGGAAUCAUACUGUUUGAGGAAUGGAGAGAUUUUCUUUUGUUGUAUCCUCACGAAGCCACCAUCGAAAAUAUUUACCAUCACUGGGAAAGAGUGUGUCUUGUAGACAUUGGUGAACAAGCCGUUAUCCCCGAAGGAAUGAGCAAACACGUAAAGAGAAGCAACUACUUCAUUGCAGGUGGCAUAGCCGGUGCGGCUUCGAGGACUGCAACUGCACCUCUAGAUCGCUUAAAAGUUCUUUUGCAAAUUCAGAAAACAGAUGCUAAAAUCGGAGAAGCGGUAAAGACGAUAUGGAAUCAGGGCGGGGUUCGGGGUUUUUUUCGUGGUAACGGUUUGAAUAUAGUGAAGGUAGCCCCAGAGAGUGCCAUCAAGUUCUAUGCGUAUGAACUUUUCAAGAACGCUAUUGGUGAAAACAUGGGUGAAGAUAAAGCGGAUAUAGGCACGACCGCUAGACUUUUUGCUGGAGGUAUGGCUGGUGCAGUGGCUCAAGCCUCUAUAUACCCUCUGGAUCUUGUGAAAACUAGGUUGCAGACUUGCACUAGCCAAGCAGGUGCCGCUUGUCCUCGGAUUGGAACGCUCACUAAAGACAUUUUGGUUCAUGAGGGUCCACGUGCCUUCUACAAAGGUCUUUUCCCUUCUCUUCUCGGGAUUAUUCCUUAUGCCGGUAUCGAUCUUGCUGCAUAUGAGAAAUUAAAGGAUUUGUCCAGGACCUAUAUUCUUCAAGAGGACGCCGAACCAGGUCCGCUCAUUCAACUAGGAUGUGGAACCAUCUCAGGAGCUCUUGGAGCAACCUGUGUUUAUCCUUUACAGGUUGUUAGAACAAGAAUGCAAGCGGAGCGAACAAGGACGUCGAUGUCUGGAGUAUUCAGGAGGACAAUAAGUGAAGAAGGGUACAAAGCACUCUACAAAGGGCUUCUACCGAAUCUUCUUAAGGUUGUUCCUGCUGCAAGCAUUACGUAUAUGGUCUACGAAGCGAUGAAAAAGAGUCUUGAACUUGAUUAAUGACUUCAUUUUGAUAUUGACGAAAGAGUGGAAAUAAUAAAAAAAAGGGAACCUAGUUAAAACUAGGUUGUUUUUAACAUACUUGAUUCUUCUAAUCAUCAUUUGUAAUGAUAUAAUAUACUUUAAUGUUGUUUCUUUGGACUUUUUUUUCUUA
Raphanus sativus (radish) is the source of this 1995-nucleotide messenger RNA. RefSeq names its product calcium-dependent mitochondrial ATP-magnesium/phosphate carrier protein 2. The transcript has 4 exons. Gene Ontology annotation, molecular function: calcium ion binding; ATP transmembrane transporter activity. The record is from RefSeq and is a predicted model, not a curated record. Gene Ontology annotation, biological process: transmembrane transport. Bases 348 to 1841 code for a protein of 497 amino acids. Lineage: Eukaryota; Viridiplantae; Streptophyta; Magnoliopsida; Brassicales; Brassicaceae.